GUUUGGAGAUGGCAGCCGCCAUUUGUAAACAAAUAUAAACACCACUUGACUACGUUCAGUUUUUAUCUAUAGUAAAUUUUGAAAAGGUAACAACUGAUUCCAAUAUGGCAGAUGAUAUAGAUGACUUAUUGGCCGAAGUUGAAAGUGAAUAUUUAUCUGGAGGAAAAACUACCUGUUCGAAAGGAAAACCGUCCAUAAAGAAAUCAAAAGGCGAUCAUUCAUCGAGAACUGAUGAAUUAAAUGACUUACUAGAUGAUUUAAAGAUAGAGCCUAUACCUGAAAUAAAGCACAAAGUAAUUAUUUCCGAACCAUUAAACAAAUCUGGAAAUUAUUCCAAAUGCAUGCCAACUUGUAUUGGAGGUAGUAAUGAUACAAUUGGUCUUUCAACUGCACUCGAGAAAAAAUGUUGCUCAAGAUUGCGUUGCACGCAUUGUGAUUUCAACUUAAUCAUGGUAGACGAUAGAGCAUGGCAUAAGAGUACAGAUUAUCUAUUUCUAAGAAAUAAUAUGCCCGACAUUGACAAAAUGAAGACUAAGCUAGUUGUAAGAAAAGGGGGCCGAGCCUACGCCUGCCAGUGUCAAUUUAGAUCCGUAACCGAUUUAGCAGAUAUCCGCCAAGAUACAUCGUUAAAAUGGGUUUGUGGGAAACAUUAA
This is a messenger RNA of Dimorphilus gyrociliatus, 653 nucleotides long. The record is from the annotation of a GenBank genome assembly. Lineage: Eukaryota; Metazoa; Annelida; Polychaeta; Dinophilidae.